GCAUUAGAGGUGGAAAAUAAUUGAAAUGAAAGUUGUUAAGGGGUAUAUAAAUACAACUUAAGUUUAGUUGCUAAAGUGAGUUUUCGUGCCAAGUUGAAGGGUGAAAUGAUGUCUUUUUUCUUAUUAUUAUUGUUGUCUUUGCAUCUUUUCUUGAGCCGAGGGUCUAUCGAAAACGGCCUACUCACAUUCACAAGGUAGGGGUAAGGUAUGCGUACACUCUACCCUUCCCGGACCCCACCUGGUGGGAUUAUAUUGGGUAUGUUGUUGUUGUUGUUGUUGCUGUUAGUUUAUGAGCUCCUAGUGUAAUUUAUCCUUAUUCUAUACUGAUUGUUGUGGAAAAUAUCUGGGGUUCUUCCUCAGUUUUAUGUUAUCCUAGUUGACUUGAUGCGGAUUUUAUGUUAGUUUCCUUUUGUUAUUACCAGUUUUGAGAAGUUCAUGUUUUUCAUUUCCAUGAACAGAACAAACGAUUUCCUUUGCUGUAAUUGGUUGUACUCUACAAUGAUAUCUCAUUUGGUUUCACUUCCAUGAGAGUGUAGUAGGUUACAUAGGUCAUCUUCUUUAUAUUAUUAACUAUUCGUAGCUCUUUUCUUAGGUAGCUCUGGUUACUUAUUGCAGUAAGUCAGCAAGAAAAUAUGGAAGAGAAGAGUGAGAUCACGAAAGAUGUCACAGAAGUAGUUCACUUCCUCAGAUCUUUCUUGGUACUCUUUACAUCUUCCUUUUUUUCAGCAUCGAAUCAUCUCAUUUUGUUAUCUUCACAGCGUAGCUUAUUGAAAACACCCCUAUGGUAUAUCUCAACAAAAUCGUGGAAGGUUGUUCUGCCCAAAUUGCUGUCAAAUUGGAGACAAUGGAGCCAUGCAAAAGGUUGCAUUCAGUCUGAUCAGAGAUGCAGAAGAGAGGGCCUGAAUACCCCAGGAAAGGUUGGUGAAGUUUGUGUGAGAAUUAAUAUCAGGAGGAAAAAGGAACACAUUGAAGAGAUAUUAUAUGAUUCCAAAUCCAUUAUGAAGCAACUGGACCAGAAAUAUGGAAGUGUACCGGAGGGAAAGUUGACAUUUUUAUUGCUGGGAUUGGGACUGCAGGCACAGUGACAGGAGCUGGAAGGUUUCUCAAGGAGAAGAUUCCAGAAAUAAAGGUUAGGUUAUUUGUGAGUGGCAAGAUGGAAGAAGUGGUAUCAGGAAUGUUGACAAAAAAGAGAAGAUAAGUGGUAUUGUUCUUCUUUCUUUUUGUCUUGAUUUCUUAUUUUCUUUCCUUCCUUUGUCUGGUGGGCAAAUCAGGUAUAUGGUAUAGAACCAGCCGAAAAUGCAUUUCUAAAUGUAGGACAACUAGGUCAGUCAAGUUUUUUCCCCCUAUUUGAGCUGUCUCUUGAAAUUGAUUGGAGCUGUGCUAUUAUUUUCGUUGGAGAAAUUAAGCACAAACUCUGUUGGUUCUUUCUUAAAGAUACCUCUUUUCUUAAACACAUUGACUCUUGUAGAUGCAUCUAAUUGUUAACAUGAAGCCCUAGCACAUCUCACUAUCUCAUGAUAAAGCAGCACCUUCUAUCAUACUUUUAUUGUUUUGCUUGGGUAGCAUUCUCAAACCAAAUACUACCUCAUUCAAGUUAUUUGAAUAUUAGCACUACCUCCUUAUGCUCUGGUAUCCAGGUAUCUCCAUCACGCAUGGAACUAAACGGACUAAUAUGCUACCUAAUAAAGCUAUUUUGCUACAGACGAAGUAUUACAUUCCUUUUUCAGAGAAAAUGUGCUUUUCAUCCAAACUAUUCUGCUGCAAAAAAUCUCCAUCUUUCUGUGUCUUCUCAGAAUAUCCAGCUCCAUGUAGAAAUUGCAUUAUUUCUAUCUAAAGAGUUUUUCCAGCUCAGCUCUCACACACACUGUUUUUCUCACUACUUUCUGUAAAUUAAUUUUUAUCAUAGACUGAUAUGAAUAAUUAAAUGUUAC
Lycium barbarum (goji berry) is the source of this 1931-nucleotide messenger RNA. RefSeq lists its product as uncharacterized. Gene Ontology annotation, molecular function: cysteine synthase activity. The coding region runs from base 633 to 1085 and encodes 150 amino acids. The transcript has 3 exons. The record is from RefSeq and is a predicted model, not a curated record. NCBI's taxonomy places the organism in Eukaryota, Viridiplantae, Streptophyta, Magnoliopsida, Solanales, Solanaceae. Gene Ontology annotation, cellular component: cytoplasm.